This is a messenger RNA of Podarcis muralis (Common wall lizard), 973 nucleotides long. The record is from RefSeq and is a predicted model, not a curated record. NCBI's taxonomy places the organism in Eukaryota, Metazoa, Chordata, Lepidosauria, Squamata, Lacertidae.
UGGCUUCCCGCUUAUUAUCACACAGUUCUUCAAGGCAGAUCAGCCCAGUCACACUUAAAAACAAAACGAAAACCAUUUACACUAGCACUAGCUCUUAUGGUAUCAUAAGAGGAGGGAAAAGGAGUUUUCUCAGCUGGAGGACCCUGCAGGAAACCUCACCUCAACUUAGGUCACAAUCUACACCAUACAGACAUUUAUACCACUUUUACAGUCACGGCUUUCCCCAAAGAAUUCCAGGGACUGCAGUUUGCCCCUCGCAGAGCUACCACUCCCAGCAUCCCACUCGGUAUUUUGGGGGACAAUGUGCUUUAAAUGAGAGAGGUUGGGGUUUGUUUGGAAGUAGUUUUGCCUUUUUCAGCACCGUUUGCCUCCGUAGCAGAGCUUCCACGUUCCUAAAUCCUCCUCAUCAGAGAUGGUGGUGUGGCCUGCCCAAGUUCUCCUGCCCAUCGCUCUGGUGAUUGCAGGCACCGUGGUGGCAGGUUCUGGAGACUCCAUGGAAAGAGUUGAGAACAGUGGUGAAGACGAUGGCAGAUCUACGGAGAGGCCAGGACUCGUUUGUCCUUGCACUCAGGGAUGCUGUGCCAAUGCCUGGUUUCAAUACAAAGAUGCUUGUUACCUACCAGUCACAGGCGACACUCAUGACUGGAGUACAGUUAAGGAGAACUGUGAGAGAUUCGGUACCCAUCUAGCCUCUGUUCAUAGCGAUGACGAGCAAAGCUUCAUCUUUCACCUGAUGGGGCAACGGACGCGUUACUGGAUUGGCGCAGAGGGAACUGAUGAUCCAGCAGCGCCCUGGAGAUGGACCGAUAACUCCACGUGGCAGUAUGAGAAAUUUGGACAGCCUUUAAGACCGAGCAACCCUCCGAUACCCAUGGCACUGGCAGUCAACAGAUCAAAAAAUAAAGGUAUCUACUGGAUCAAUGCACCUAAGAGUAAUCAACACAUGUACGUCUGCAAAUACCUUCUGUAUUGA